CCAUCAGAUCGGACCUGUGAGAAAAUCCUGGAAAAUUAGCAGCAAUGUUUGUUUUUGCGCCUCUGACUGUGGAAAUGUUUGCAUGCUGAAAAAAAGAAAAUGCCUCAAGAUGAAAAGUCAAGUGUGAGGGAAAAGAGCGAGAGAGUUGAUUUUGACCUCAAAGAGAGCGCGCGGUUCCAAAACAGCAUGAAUACUGCGGGAGACGCGCACCACGCCACCGGAUAGUGGAGAGGAGAAAGGGAAGAAGCGCACAGUUAUUUCAUACUGUAAUCCAAACGGUCACCAGCACUCCCUCCUUCAAUAUGGAUGGCUACAAUUGGACCUCAAUAUCUGAGAAUGCCAGCAUCACUUCCUCCAUGUCUUACGCCAGCUCCCCCACCCCCAGUAACAAUAUCUCAGACGUGCCCGCGCCAAUGCCCUUCGAUGUGGUCACUGCAGUUGUCUACACCAUCGUCUUCAUUAUGGGUCUUCUGGGUAACACGCUGGUCAUCUACGUGGUGGUUCGCUACGCCAAGAUGAAGACAGUAACCAACAUGUACAUCCUCAAUUUAGCCUUGGCAGAUGAACUUUACAUCUUGGGAAUUCCCUUCCUAGGUACUAAUAGUGUGCUUUCCUACUGGCCAUAUGGGGAUUUCUUCUGCAAGGUGUGCAUGACUGCUGAUGCCAUGAGCCAGUUUGCCUCCACCUUUUGCCUGACGGUGAUGAGCAUUGACCGCUACCUGGCCGUGGUUCAUCCUAUUCGCAGUGCCAAAUGGCGGAAGCCACGGGUGGCCAAGACUUUUAAUGGCAUAUUGUGGGUUGUGUCCUUUCUGAUUGUGCUGCCAGUCACAAUCUACUCGCAUGUACAGGAGGAACUCAACACCUGCAACAUAACCUGGCCUGAGCCACGGGAGUUAUGGUCCAUUGUCUUCAUCCUCUACACAUCCAUCCUGGGCUUCUUUGGUCCUCUGGUUGUCAUCUGCCUCUGCUACCUUCUCAUUGUCAUAAAGGUGAGGUCAGCAAGUGUGCGUGCAGGCCUGACCAGGCGGCGUAGGUCGGAGCGUAAGGUGACGCGCAUGGUGGUGAUUAUUGUUUUGGUGUUUGUACUUUGUUGGCUGCCCUUCUUCACAACCAACAUCGUCAACCUGAUUCAUAUCAUCCCUGAGAACAAGACCACCGCUGCAGUCUACUUCUUCCUGGUCAUCCUCACCUACGUCAACUCCUGCGCCAACCCCGUCCUCUACGGCUUCCUCUCUGACAACUUCAAGCAGAGCUUCCAGAAGGUGCUCUGCGUCCACAAACCAAAUGGCGCUGACACUACAGACCAGAUGGGGAGUAAAAAGAAGGAACCCAAGGAAAAUCACAAUCCAAUUCUCUCACCCAGAAAUCACACACAGAACGGAAAAAUGCAGAUCACUCAGCAGCCUGUCCAGAUGGAGGUUAUUGGGGACCUUGACAGUUUGUCAUUAACGUCAAAAACAGUGGUCAAUGGCCAGUCAGCGCUAUGAGUGCACUACCACAUGGGACUUGGAUGAUUUCCUGUCUUUAAUGCUGAUGCUCCCUCUCUGACUGGGACAUUUGUGGAGAGGACAAGAGGAGCAAAGUAGAAGAGAAAAGUACUUACAGCAUUCAUCACAGAGCUCAGCAUUUUUGUUUGUUGUUUAUAUCUUUGUACUCUUACUAGAUUAGCUGCAUUGUACAAAGCAUUUGUUUAUGUAAUUAUGUAAGAUCUAAGUAAAAUACAAAAUAGUCAUGAGACUUUAAAAUGCUUAUGGCUGUAUUCUAAAAUUCUCAAAUAGCUGUAUUUACGGUAGCUAGCUUUUUUCUGAUGUGCUUUUAUUUUAUUUGCUGCUGAUGCUUUUUGAUGUAAAUGCAAACGCAAAACUUUCUCUAUGUUUACCUGUUAUCUUGAUAAAUUCAGUAUAAUGUGCAUUCCACAGCACUAAGACACAUCUGUUGACAAUACAAGUUAGCUUCACACCAAAUGACUGGAAUUAAUCAAUGAGUGAGAACAGGAUUUCUGUUAAAGCAAUCUUAUGACAUUUUGGAAAUACACUUAUUAGCAUCCUGAGAAGAAUUACAUGAGAAGAUUGAGGCCACUCUCAUAUUUUAUAGCUUAACUUAGGAAAUGGGGAAAGAGCUAACCUGGUUCUGCCUAAAGUUAACGCAAUCUGCCUAUCAGCACCUGUUAAACCUGUGCUGAUUAUUCACGUAUCUCUUAGAAUGGAGGUCGCUAGAAUACUCUAGUAAUACUAGAAUAUUUUAUUAUUUAUUAAUAUUUUAUUUAAUCAAAAUCCCUCUUUUCUUUUUCUGUGAAACGUAAUGCGAUUACUCAUCUUGAACUCAGAGGCGUUUUAUUUGCUUUAUGGAAUGUUAUUUGGAGUAACUACCUAACCCUGCCCAUCAUAUAAAACCGCACUUGACUGUACAGCUACCUGUCAUCUAAUGCUCAACUAGAAAGCAAAUAAGUAUAUUUCCCUGAAAAGUGCAACUGUUCCUUUAAGAAGAGAAACUCAGGGCACUAGAGUGAUGGAAUUUGUGCUGUGGAAAAAUAUGUCAUGCUGCAUUUACCAUGUGAGCCAUUGUAGUACAGGUAACUUCACCCCUGUUCAGUGAUUUUUUUCACCAGGCCUUUAUUGGGUGUCACACAAGCUAUUGUUUGAAACUCAGCUACAGUUCUUUCCUUAGUUUGAAAAUGUAUAGUAUUUAAUGGAAUCUCCUUUACUAGAGUGAGCACUUUUCUGCUGGUUACUAUAAAGCUGGUUAAAAUAUUGAUAUUUUAUUUUAAUAUAAUAUUAAGAUGCUCACAACAAUUACAUUUCUUUUGGCUUUUUAAGUUCUUACUGGCUUUUUGUGACAUUUUGACUUCAAUGUUACAAAGCUGUGAAAAAGGUCUUGCAAUAGCACAGCCAAGUUAUGCACAUCCUCUAGUGGAUGUAUCUCUUCUCUCUCACAUUUCUAAAACAACAACCACUGGAGUGGACUCCAUGCUGUCAUUUUUUUCAUCCUGACUCGCCAUUUAGCUGCUGGACUGUGAGCUUUAACAUUUCAUGCAACAUUAUUGGAAGUUGCUGGACAACACUGUGGCAUGUCCAUAGUUGUAGCUUGAGCCAAGCAGGACCAUGUUAGUGUUUAUGGUGAGUCUGAGCUUCUUUAAAAAAAAUACCCAGAAAGAUGGACCUGUGGAAACAUGGAUACCUUACAGGAGUCAAGGGAUUUAUCUGUGUUAGAAACACUGUGAAUUUCAAAAUAUAGGUCAUUUUGAAUAUGGAGUCUUGAGUUCCAUGACAUACUCACAUACAGUAUAUAAUAAAAAUGUUAACACAGUCAAUCGAUUAAAAGAAGCCAUUAUGAAUAUUAAUAAACGAUCAAGUCUGUGUUGCAUGUUCACCCUGCUGCAUUAAUCCUACACAGCACAAUGUGGGGCUGCUAACAUGUGCCUGUGUGAAACAGAGCUUUUAUGUGUGCAUCUAUCCCAUUAACAGACAGUUGAUGUUUAUUAUUGCUGUGAUUUAUCAAUAUUAUGGUAGGUUAAUGUUUCAUACUGAAGAAAUUGAUUAUUUCCAGUGGCAGCUUUAUGCUUAAAUGUUAAUGUCUCAACAUAAACUAAUUUUGUGUAAUUUUGGGGGGAUAUUUGUAAUGGGGGGCAAGAAGUAUGUUUUUUAUUCUCUGGGCAUUGGGACAGAUUUGGAUGUAUUAUUUGGUACGCCACAAAAAUAAAGCAUUUACAUAAAAAUCUGAAAAGCUGGUGUCAGCAAAAUGAAGGGAGGCAGUUCAAAGUUUCCCAGUGAGCUGACUUUUUUCUUUGUUGAUAAUAGUGGUGAGGUUUUGUUUGUUAUUUUUUCCCAGGUUGAUGACCUAGCAGCCCUUUCACUGUUACUUUAAUAAAUGCCAUUUCAAAAUA
Molecule: messenger RNA, 3883 nt
Organism: Micropterus dolomieu (smallmouth bass)
Lineage: Eukaryota; Metazoa; Chordata; Actinopteri; Centrarchiformes; Centrarchidae
Product: somatostatin receptor type 5-like
Exons: 4
Coding region: 303-1487 (394 amino acids)
Biological process (GO): regulation of insulin secretion; neuropeptide signaling pathway; cellular response to glucocorticoid stimulus
Cellular component (GO): membrane; neuron projection
Molecular function (GO): neuropeptide binding; somatostatin receptor activity
Source: RefSeq, a predicted model, not a curated record